AUGUCCGACUUUACUUCAGCGCUGUCAUUCCUGACACACAACUCGGUCGCCGCCGUGAUCAAAGAUGCAUACGGAUCGUUCUCCGAGCGAAGAGCGGCGCUGGGCUUGCCCAACCCCGGCACAGUCGAUAACAUCGCAAGAGAAGUGCAGAAGGAGGUGUUGCUAUCCAACUUUAUGUUCACGGGUCUUCGCGCAGACUUGACCAAGGUCUUUGGCAUGACUCCUCUGUUCCGGAUGUCGCACGCUUUUGCUAUGGGGUCAGCAGGCAACAUGCCUCCUUAUAACUUUAGCGCCAUGUAUGGAACGCCAAAGGUAUUUAUGCAAGGAAACUUGGGUAGCGACGGCGGUCUCAGCGCUGUUGGAAACUACCGUUGGAACGAGAAAUUCGUGACGAAAUCGAACGCUCAGAUCAUGUCUGGUGGCGCCCAGGGCAUUCUACAAAUCGAUAAUGACUAUACCGGAGAUGAUUUCUCCUUCUCUCUCAAGGCUUUCAACCCGUCCAUCUUUGAGGGUGGUUUAACCGGUAUCUACGUUGGAAGCUAUCUUCAAUCGGUCACCCCAGGUCUUGCUCUCGGAUUCGAAGCCAUUUGGCAACGACAGGCUAUCACUUCUCGCCCCGAAUCGUCCCUUUCAUACUGCGCGAAAUACCGUGGUGAGGACUGGAUUGCCAGUGCGCAGCUCCAGGCUCAGGGAGCUAUUGCAGCCUCUUACUGGAAAAAACUCUCCGACAAGGUCGAAGCUGGUGUUGACAUGAACCUUCAAUUGGCUCCCAGCGCUGCCGCCAUGAUGAUGGGAGGACCCAGCCGUGAGGGCACAGCAACCGUUGGUGCCAAGUAUGAUUUCCGUGCUUCCACAUUCCGUGCUCAGGUCGACAGUGCCGGUAAGGUCAGCUGUUUGUUGGAGAAGCGGAUAGCUAUGCCUAUCUCUUUGACCUUUGCGGGAGAGAUUGACCACGUUAAGCAACAAGCUAAAGUCGGUCUUGCCGUCUCUCUCGAGAUUGCUGGUGAGGAAUUGAUGGAGCAGCAAGAAAAGGCCGAAACCCUCGGUGCUAUCCCUCCUCCAUUCUAA
Messenger RNA from Talaromyces marneffei, 1068 nucleotides. RefSeq lists its product as uncharacterized. The record is from RefSeq and is a predicted model, not a curated record. NCBI's taxonomy places the organism in Eukaryota, Fungi, Ascomycota, Eurotiomycetes, Eurotiales, Trichocomaceae. The transcript is spliced from 3 exons. Gene Ontology annotation, cellular component: mitochondrial outer membrane; mitochondrial outer membrane translocase complex. Gene Ontology annotation, biological process: protein import into mitochondrial matrix. Bases 1 to 1068 code for a protein of 355 amino acids. Gene Ontology annotation, molecular function: transmembrane protein transporter activity.